AUGACUAGUUUCUUGGAUGAAAAGUAUGACUUUUCAAAAUAUGCUGAACAUCGUCCUUCACACCCCACAGCUGUGUUUGACACAAUUUUGGCUUAUCACCAAGCCACGUACGAAUUAUGCGUUGACCUGGGCUCCGGCCACGGAGCUGCAGCUCGAGCGCUAGCCAGGCAUUUCAGCUUAGUUUUAGGAGUUGAUCCCUCUGACGGCAUGUUAAAGGAAGCCAGGGCACGGACAGACUUCGAUAAUAUCCAAUAUUGUCAAUCCAAAGCAGAGGAUCUCUCCCUAAUCACGCCGCGCACAGUUGACUUGGUCAUAUCCUGUCAGGCAGCACAUUGGUUUGAUCCUGAUCAGCUGUGGAAGGAGAUGGUACGAAUAGUUCGGCCUGGGGGCACUGUUGCUUUUUGGAACUGGGGACAAUAUGUUUUGGUUGGACAUCCUCACGCUGAUCAGGCGCUGAGACGGUUCUCUGCUCAGUGUCUGACGUCGUACUGGCCUCAGCCAGGAAAGGCGGUUUGGGACGACUGGAUGCGACCAAUAGAAUGCCGGGAUCUCUCUAAUUGGGAAGAUAUAAGGAGGUUAGAGUACGAGCCUACUGUUGAAGCUCCUGCAUCAGGGACGGGAGGAGGAAUACGCAUGCAUAUACCACAAACCCUUAACAGACUGGAGGGAUUGCUGCGGACGUGGAGUGCUGUCCAUGAAUGGCGCAGGGCACACCCUCAGGCUCUACCAGUGAAUAAGGGCGGUAACGGAGAUAUUGUUGAUACCCUGAUGCAAGAGAUGGUUGAGGUUGAAGAAGAGUGGCGUGAGUAUACCGCGUCCGGGGGUAAUUGGCGGGAUAUUAAGCUAGACAUAGAAACGCGAAGCAUUCUCCUAAUGGCUAGAAGGAAAUAA
Molecule: messenger RNA, 891 nt
Organism: Aspergillus alliaceus
Lineage: Eukaryota; Fungi; Ascomycota; Eurotiomycetes; Eurotiales; Aspergillaceae
Product: class I SAM-dependent methyltransferase
Exons: 2
Coding region: 1-891 (296 amino acids)
Molecular function (GO): S-adenosylmethionine-dependent methyltransferase activity
Source: RefSeq, a predicted model, not a curated record